UCACUUGGAUUGGAGGAAUAAGUGAAAUUAGUGCAAGACAACACUACAAAUCCAGUCUAUCGUUCUACGGUCACCCAAACAGAUCCUUUGAUUGUAGCGAACGGACGGAGAACCCGGUUCAGCGUCCGCCUCACUUUCCCAUCAAUUUUCUCGUUGAGCAAACAAAACCCCACCUUGAUCGUCUUGUUCCAUCACUUUUCAAGGUGGUCAGCAGUGACCCAUUAAGCCAUUAAAGCUCUUGUCUCUACAGUUUCUUAAAGGUAAGAAUUUUGUUUGAAUAUCAAACUCAAAAUUUUACUGCUCAAAAAACAAUCUAAAAUCUUUCUACGUUUUCAUUCCCAAAGGCCUUUCAGAGAUCCAAAACAGCAUCAAAACCUAAUCCUUAGUAAGAAAAUAGCGUCAAAAUAAUGUCUUGUUCAAAUUUAACCACAUGGGUAUUUUCAAAAUCUAACACAUUUUCCCUUUCAUUCUUAGACCAGAACUCAUGCCACAAUCUUCGCUAUUCAUCAUUUCUUAAAUACCCUUUUCAAUCUUCAGUAUUUACACCAAUACAUUGUGGUAUUCGCGAGCUUAAAGAACGAAUCGAUUCAGUGAAGAAUACUCUGAAGAUCACUGAGGCAAUGAAGCUUAUUGCGGCUGCGAGAGUCAGGCGAGCCCAAGAAGCUGUCAUAAACAGUAGACCUUUUACUGAAAAGCUUGUAGAAUUUCUUUAUGCUGUAAAUAAAGAGUUACAAGCUGAUUAUAUUGAUAUUCCUUUGACAAAUAUUAGACCUGUUAAGAAAGUUGCUCUUGUUGUUAUAACUGGUGAUGGAGGUCUGUGUGGUAGUUUUAACAAAGCUGUGAUCAGAAAGGCUGAAACCCGGAUGGCUGAAUUGAAAGGAAAUGGACUUGAUUGUGUUGUUAUUAGUGUAGGGAAAAAGGGUAAUGCUUAUUUCAAAAGGAGCAAUAUUCCAGUUGUCAGGAGUAUUGAAGGUGGGGGGUUUUAUAGUGUAAAAGAAGCACAAGUGAUUGCUGAUAGUGUAUUCUCGCUAUUUGUUAGUGAAGAGGUUGAUAAGGUAGAGUUAGUGUACACUAAGUUUGUGUCAUUGGUGAAAUCCGAUCCUGUGAUUCAUACUUUAUUACCUUUGUUGGUGAAAGGCGAGGCUUGUGAUGUGAAUGGGAAGUGUGUUGAUGCUAUGGAGGAUGAAUUGUUUAGGCUGACGACUAAGGAGGGGAAGUUGAUUGUUGAAAGAGAUAGUGUUAUCGUGAAUGGUGAGGGAUUAUCGCCUCUUAUGCAGUUUGAGCAGGAUCCAGUUCAGAUUCUUGAUGCAAUGAUGCCUCUAUAUUUGAAUAGUCAGAUUUUGAGGUCAUUGCAGGAAUCAGUGGCUAGUGAGGUUGCAGCGAGGAUGAGUGCCAUGAGUACUGCCACAGAUAAUGCUGUUGAGUUGAAGAAGAAUCUUUCAAUUACUUAUAAUCGGGAACGUCAGGCUAAAAUCACUUGUGAACUAUUGGAGAUCGUCGCUGGAGCUGAGGCGCUUACACUUACAGAUUAACUUUUGACACUUUUUUUUUCCUUAGUUCAAUUGCUCUGUGAGAAUUUUUCAGUUUGUUCCAAAUGCUAGUAAAGGAAUCCAUCAUUUUAGAGGCAGGUUCAUAAAUGGUAUAGAUGCCUUAUUGGAAAUAAAUACAAUUUAUGUUCUCAA
Molecule: messenger RNA, 1682 nt
Organism: Mangifera indica (mango)
Lineage: Eukaryota; Viridiplantae; Streptophyta; Magnoliopsida; Sapindales; Anacardiaceae
Product: ATP synthase gamma chain, chloroplastic-like
Exons: 1
Coding region: 408-1532 (374 amino acids)
Biological process (GO): proton motive force-driven ATP synthesis
Cellular component (GO): chloroplast thylakoid membrane
Molecular function (GO): proton-transporting ATP synthase activity, rotational mechanism
Source: RefSeq, a predicted model, not a curated record